AUGGUCCAGGCCAGAUUCCUCGGAGGCUGGACUGUCGAGGGCGAGCCGUCUCAGCAGAGCAGAGAAGAAGAACGAGGCUAUGGUUUCCCAGCUGCCGAUGACACGGUAGAGGCGUCAAAGAACGGAAAACAGUCUUGCCAAGGUUAUUCUAAAGUCCGACCGCCUGGAUGA
Molecule: messenger RNA, 171 nt
Organism: Fusarium pseudograminearum CS3096
Lineage: Eukaryota; Fungi; Ascomycota; Sordariomycetes; Hypocreales; Nectriaceae
Exons: 2
Coding region: 1-171 (56 amino acids)
Source: RefSeq, a predicted model, not a curated record